Molecule: messenger RNA, 309 nt
Organism: Leptinotarsa decemlineata (Colorado potato beetle)
Lineage: Eukaryota; Metazoa; Arthropoda; Insecta; Coleoptera; Chrysomelidae
Gene: robo1
Product: roundabout guidance receptor 1
Biological process (GO): sarcomere organization; dendrite self-avoidance; homophilic cell-cell adhesion
Cellular component (GO): axon; plasma membrane; M band
Molecular function (GO): cell-cell adhesion mediator activity
Source: RefSeq, a predicted model, not a curated record
GUCAAUAUCGAUCACCUCGUAUCACAGAGCACCCAUCAGACAUAAUCGUAGCGAAAAAUGAGCCCGUGACGCUCAAUUGCAAAGCGGAGGGACGUCCAGAGCCUGCCAUAGAAUGGUACAAGGACGGCGAACUUGUGAAAACGUCUCCCACCGACAACAAAUCCCACCGAGUGCUACUGCCGGCAGGAUCUCUCUUCUUCCUGAGGACGAUGAACAGCAAAAAGGAGCAGGAUGCAGGAGUGUACUGGUGCGUCGCCAGGAACGUGGCAGGAACGGCUACCAGCAGGAAUGCGACGUUGCAAGUUGCUG